AUUGUAGAUGCGCAUGCAACUAAAUAUGUAUUUAAAAAACAUACGCGAUGAGAUGGUAUAAUUUCUGCGGACAACCACAUUCCGUGUAACCCGCAAGUCUUUUACGUUGAUAGGUCAAGCUACCUCUACUGGUAGUUAAACAAUAAUCACUUCCACCACAGAGCAACCGUCGAAAAAAAAAAAGAUUUGAAAUAGUCAAUAUAAGAUCCUUGUUGCAUAUUUUCUUGAUAUUAACUCUCCAGCGUCUUUCUGAAUCACUACGAACAGGUUUUGUCAUGGCAGCUACGUUGGAUUUUAGGACCCAUGUGGACCAGUCCUGCAGAUAUUCGGAGGAAUUCGUCAACAUUUACUACGACUGCAUGGAUAAGAAGAGAAGGAACCUGACCAGACUGUACUUGGAUAAGGCAACGCUGGUGUGGAAUGGUAACACCGUGUCCGGACUAGAUGCCCUCGGGGAGUUCUUCGAGGCGCUCCCUUCUAAUCUAGCAACCCAAGGUCAGAUGACUCUGCUGGUUGUGACUGGCGGGAUGGUCAAGUUUGAGGGGAACAAGCAACGUUUCUUCAACCAGAACUUUCUUUUAACGGCUCAGGCGUCACCUAAUAACGACCAGCCCGUGUGGAAGAUCGCUAGUGACCGGUUCCGUUUUCAAGACUGGAAUAGCUGAGUGAUCUCAUUUCAACUGUUUUGUCUUAUAAUGAAGUCAUAUGAAAAAGGUAUUUAUUUUCAAGAAACAACUUGAACAAUAAGGCCUGUGAUCAGAACAGAGUGCUUUGUGUACAAAUGAGUUCAGUACAUAUAAAACACUCAAGAUAUUAACAUGAUCAUUUUCCCCUUUAAAAGUGAAGCUGCUACUACCAAGCAUGUUCCAAGUGCAAACAACCCACUUUUGGCAGUGUCCCAAGAAUAAACAUCUGCUGCUGGUGUUCCUGAGUCAUUAUGGUUACACAUUUGGUCUUUCUUCAGCAUUAUUUGAUAUAAAUAGCAUGAAUACAAUUAGCCAGAAUAAAUUAAGUCGAGGUUGUGUCAAGCAUAUCUCUGGAUAGGGGUGUUGGUGACCUCACUCUUCAUGUAAAUGUUUCACAGGGCUGUUGAAACCAUUUGACGACUAAGCAAAACGCGGAAUUCCGCCGACGCCAUACAGUAAGUGCUGCGGACCCAAGGCACAGUAACAUCAGUACUCCAACUAAUAAAAAGAGCAUCACGAUCAGUAAGUUCAUGAAUGUAACAGCACAGUUUUAGCGACAAGUGGAGUGAUUCUUUAAGGGUGACCGAAGAGAAAAAAAAACCUUCAAAAAAGCAGCUAUCCUUGCACAUCUUUAACGAUCGAAGGCUAUCGAUCGACAGCUUCAAAUUCCACGUUCAGCUCGUUUUCAAUUGUGUGCUUCUGGACCACAAGACAGAACCCCACAGAAUUCACAGGAAACUAUUUACAGGCAAUAAAAGUGGUCAAGUGGAAAUAAAGCCUCUUGGGAGAGAAUGUGGGUGUUAUUUGCCACUAUACAUUCUCUCUAUGUGGUGACGAUAGUGGUUCUUCAGCUCUUUGCGCUUCAGCUUAAAUGCAUCUGUGACCAGACCGGUUUCAGGUGUCCAUGGUUCCGGGCUCAGAUGGACUUUCGUGGGAAUUUCAAAGCGCUGCA
Molecule: messenger RNA, 1638 nt
Organism: Corythoichthys intestinalis (scribbled pipefish)
Lineage: Eukaryota; Metazoa; Chordata; Actinopteri; Syngnathiformes; Syngnathidae
Gene: nxt2
Product: nuclear transport factor 2-like export factor 2
Exons: 4
Coding region: 276-665 (129 amino acids)
Biological process (GO): poly(A)+ mRNA export from nucleus
Cellular component (GO): nuclear pore central transport channel
Source: RefSeq, a predicted model, not a curated record